AUGGUCGUCCCUAGGGUGAGAGGUCGUGAGUGUCACUGUUCAGCAGCGGUUGUCCCAAGGAUGAGACUCCAUGUGUCACUCUUCAGCAGUGUUCGUAACAACGAUGAUGAACUAGCCUACGACAGUAAUUCCCGACGCUCAUCCCUCGGGGCGGACUCUGUCCUAGAUCAAGACUUCAGCGAAGAUGGACCCUUGGACUCUAGCGUUACUACUCUCUCGUCCCUGGAGACUGUUCUGGGUAUCCAGUACGCAGAUGACAUAUUCGCCAUCAAUAAGGCCAUGGAAAGUCGAUAUCACAUGUCUCGAUGCAUGGCAGACCAACCUCAGGUUACAGAAAACAUGCGUUGCACCUUGGUCCACUGGCUUAUCAAGGUCAACAAUCAGCUCAAGUUUGGCCCAGAAACUGUGUUCGUGGCCGUCAACCUGGUCGACCGCUUUCUGGCAGUGACUCCCUUGGCCCAAGAUUGUUUUCAGCUGCUGGUUGUGGCAACGCUCUUCAUUGCAGGCAAGAUGGAAGAAAGUGUUGUACCUGGGAUCAGUGAGUUGGUCUCCAUAUGUGGCGGAGUGUACCGCCAUCACCACUUCCGGCGCAUGGAAGUCCUCAUCCUGUCCAAACUUGAGUUUGCGUUAUACGGCCCCACCAGCUGGUAUUUCCUCGACCACCUGGCGAUGAAGGCGGCACAGACAGGCAUGAUGGACAGGCGGGUGGUGAGCGUGUCUAGGUACGUAAUGGAGACCUGUCUUAGCAGUUACGAGGUCAGCCAGUUCCUGCCCAGUGUGCAAGCAGCAGCGGCACUCUCCUGGCUCUGGGUAUUGUCCCCAACCCAUCCACCUCACGCACCAUACACUCCCUGCUGUGUGAGCUGUACACGUCCGAGGAGCGGAGGGAAGCUUCAGUGUGUUCUACUCUCAUGAGCCGCUACAUGGCGCCCUUCCUAGACUCCAUUUCUCCUGCCACUACUCACAACCACUUCAACUCUGGGCCCAUCCCUCCAGCGACACCCGACGGAAACAAGGCAGCCACACAAUGAUCAUUCUUCAGGCGAUCACCACCUGGGGGGUGUAGAGGGUUAAAUUUACAUUUCCUCGGAAGUGUUGAAAUCCCUCAUUACCAGCUUUGGCUAGUUUCAAUACCUUUUUUUUUUAAGGUUGUAAGCUUCUAACUGUUGGAUGACCAAAUGAAUGAGCUACAAUUAAACAUUAAAAUUAGGCAUUUCAAAUGUUUACCAAAAUUUUAGUGACACUUUUGUUCAGGUGGUUCUCCACUACGCGGUGUGCCGCGGACUCGCUCUUCCACCUCUGCCUUGCUAGUGACUACUCGUGUUAUCGCGGCUGAGAAUAGAACUUGUCACUAUAUGCCGUGCACAAGUAGGUACAAAACGUAACAAGGUGGCCUCUCCCACACUGUACACCGUCUUCAUCAUAGUGUAUAAGAGGUGAAGGCAAGGAUUAUUUCGUGUAGACAACUUUUCUAAGGCCUAGAUUCUUUGUUUUAGGGUUAAUUCUAUGAAAGUAUCCGCAAGAGAUGAAUAUGGCACGCGACGAUGGCAUUGUGAACCUGAAGAGUUUCUGGCUAAUUUGAUUUUGCGUGCACUACAGGAGUUUACAUGCUAGCUAAUAGGAUGAGAGGUCCAAGAAUGACCUCAACGUCCGCAAAUUACGCUAGGUUGAUACACCGAGAAACAUUUAUAUAAAUAAAAAUUUGAUCCAAGGUUAAUUUAUUGGUAAGAGAACGUCAGUAGGCGCAAGGUUCCUAUUCACUGAUGCUGUUUUUUUUUUUGUUGGAAAUUAUUGUUACUAGUUUUUGAAGUUUUUGGCGGUUUAAUGUUUCAGCUUUCCUCACCCUGGCACUCGCCUUAGGGUGUUUAAAACUUUAUGGAGAAUGUGGUCAAAACGUAAAGGUUGCAGUGCCUGGGGAAUGGAAGGCAAUAAGGUUUAAUAAGGAGAGUAGCUCAAGUAGAGCAAGAACUCUUCAAUAUUCCGUCCGUGAAGGGUAGUUCAGUAAAUUCCCUAAAUCCGCGGUGAUGGAUAGAAGAAAAAUUGGUGUAGACUUGUAACUUAAAACACAUUGUAGCCCUUGUGGCUUAGCGCUUCUUUUU
Cherax quadricarinatus is the source of this 2099-nucleotide messenger RNA. The record is from RefSeq and is a predicted model, not a curated record. Lineage: Eukaryota; Metazoa; Arthropoda; Malacostraca; Decapoda; Parastacidae.